Betta splendens (Siamese fighting fish) is the source of this 2826-nucleotide messenger RNA. It is a transcript of the gene dcaf11, whose product is annotated as ddb1 and cul4 associated factor 11. The transcript has 15 exons. Gene Ontology annotation, molecular function: protein binding. Gene Ontology annotation, cellular component: Cul4-RING E3 ubiquitin ligase complex. The record is from RefSeq and is a predicted model, not a curated record. Bases 232 to 1863 code for a protein of 543 amino acids. NCBI's taxonomy places the organism in Eukaryota, Metazoa, Chordata, Actinopteri, Anabantiformes, Osphronemidae. Gene Ontology annotation, biological process: proteasome-mediated ubiquitin-dependent protein catabolic process.
UUUUUCCUGACUUUUGUAAACAACAUGGCGACUGACGGACUGGUCUUACUAGAGGACUGAUCAAACACUGACCUGUCAAGCCUUCAGCUUUUAGUGUUACAGCCUUGUCUUUUAGUCCGUGUGGAAUUUAACUAUCUAAAAAAGUAACUGGGUCGGAGCGAAACGACAUAUAACUGAGGUCGAAGAGCUGUCAAGCAGACCGUUUGGCAGCCGAACGGCCAUCUGCAGUCUAUGGGCUCUCAGUCCAGUUCUGGGAUGUCUGGUGGAAGGAGCUCUUCCAGUGACAACCCAGCUGAGCGCUCUGAAGCAGCAGAACCGAACCGGAGCAGUAGCAGGAACCGCAGGACGGCAGACAGGCAGCAGGCGGACAGGCAGUCAACAUCAGAGGAGGACGUCGACUUAGCUGAAGUACUGGCUUACCUACUAAGGAGGGGCCAGGUCAGACUGGUCCAUGGUAGUGGAGCCACGGGGCUACAGCUGGUCCAGUCAUACUCUGACUCUGAUGAAGACAGCGAUGGAGCCUGGGAGGGUCGGCUGGGAGACCGCUACAACCCACCAGUUGACACCCAGCCUGACACACAUGAAGUGGAUCGAAGUGAGAUUCGGACUCAGAUACUGCUAGCGACUGCCUCAUCUGCUCUAAAAGGCCGACACAGUUUCACCCACAUGUUAACAGAGAGAGAGCAAGGCAGAUGUAGAGGCUCCAGUUUUUCUCACGGGGAGUGCAGCCGGAUCCGCACACAUUUCUUGCCAAACUAUGUGUCCCACAAGGAUACGUACCAGCAGAAAGCUUUUUGCGGCGUUUACAGUGACGAUGGCAACAUGUUCCUUUCUGCUUGCCAAGACCAAAACAUCCGCCUGUACGACACCACCAAAGGCCGCUUUAAUUUACGGCGAACAGUGAAGGCUCGAGAUGUGGGCUGGAGUGUGCUGGACGUCUGCUUCACCCCUGACACUCACCAUUUGCUCUACUCCAGCUGGUCUGACUACAUUCAUUUGUGCAGUAUAGAAGGAGACAAUGAGAAUCACACCGCCUUGGACCUCAAUCCAGAAGAGAGGAGGUUCUGCGUGUUCUCACUGGCUGCAUCCACAGAUGGCAAAGAGAUUCUGGGAGGAGCCAACGAUGGCUGCCUUUAUGUUUUUGACCUUGAGCAGAAUAAACGAACGUUGAAGAUUGAUGCCCAUGAAGAUGACGUGAAUGCGGUGGCAUUCGCUGACUUCUCAUCUCAGCUGCUUUUCUCAGGCAGCGACGAUGCCCUGUGCAAGGUGUGGGACAGACGGACGCUGAGGGAGGACAGACCACAGCCUGUCGGACAGCUGGCCGGCCACAGAGAUGGCAUCACUUUCAUCCACAGCAAGGGUGAUGCUCGCUAUCUGAUCAGCAACUCUAAGGAUCAGUCCAUUAAGCUCUGGGACGUCAGGAAGUUCUCACCCAAAGAGGGACUAGCAGCUUCCCGCCUGGCUGUCACUCAACAAAACUGGGACUACCGCUGGCAACAAGUUCCCCAGAGAGCUCUAAAGAAACACAAGCUAACAGGCGACACCUCGGUGAUGACGUACCGUGGUCAUGGCGUUCUGCACACCCUCAUUCGCUGCCGGUUCUCUCCAGAGUUCAGCACUGGGCAGAGAUUCAUCUAUUCUGGCUGCUCCACUGGAAAAAUCAUUAUCUAUGAUGUCCUGACGGGUGCCGUGGUCUCCAGACUGUCCGGCCAUGACGCCUGUGUGAGGGACGUCAGUUGGCAUCCAUAUGAGGACAACAUCAUCAGCAGUUCUUGGGACGGAGCUGUCCGAAUGUGGGAGCACAGGCAGACCCAUCCUCUGGAGGAGGAGAGAGAGCGGGACAGGGGGACUGACAGCAAGUGAGAUGUCCGAGGAAGAGACAUCAACACAAAGGGGCUGCGAUGGGCCCUUGAGAAAUAAACUCUGGCAAAGACUUAAAUAUCUUUUCAAUUCAAUGCUGGAUUUAAUGAUUACAAUUAUAUAGAGUGAUUGUGAAGUGUUCAUUUGGAAGGCAUUGUAGCCUCAAUGUUAUCAAGGUCAGAAUAGACACUGAGACGGGCAUCUUUGCUUCUUCUUUUUCCAUUUUUCCUCACCUUUGGCCCAGAAUAAGCAGGACUGAAUCACUUCACUUGAUGUGCUGAGGUUCUAACCACUAAGCACUUAUUUAAAGAGCUUUUGGCAUGAAAUGGUAAGUUCCUUCUAAUGUAAUGUUGGAUUUUCCAGGGAGAAACCAAGGGUGAUAAAUUGUGUAUAAAUGUAAAGUAUUUUAAUGGUAUGUGUAUUCAGGGAGUGAAUUUAGGUAGAUGUCAGCCUCCUCAUCGGGGCUGUUACGAAUAACAUGAGUGUGUCCUGUUUCAGGGGAUUGUGAAACAUUUGAGGAAUAAUCUAGUAUUUAAUUUGCCAAACCUGUCACUACGUGGUUGGCUGUUCAGGGUUCAGCACUUAACAAAUUAAAUCAGUGAGUCAAUUCAGAAAGAAUAUUGGUUAGAUAAUGCAAAUCUGUGAUCUGCUCCAAAAAUGAUGAUUAUAUGUGAAACUAUCAGUCAGAUUUGGUUGUGUGUGUGUGUGUGUGUGUGUGUGUGUGUGUGUGUGUGUGUGUGUGUGUGUGUGUGUGUGUGUGUGUGUGUGUGUGUGUGUGUGUGUGUGUGUGUGUGUGGAUUCAGACUUACACACUGACCUGUAUAUGCAACUUUCAGGUGUUUAUAUCAAACCCAUCUUUCCCCAUUUUACAGUAAUAAUAAAUACAUUUUGUUUAAAUGUAUCACAAAGAAACAGCUUUGUUGUACAUUUGCAGCCCUCUAAAAUAUUAAAAACAAUCACAUGAAA